Cebus imitator (Panamanian white-faced capuchin) is the source of this 1511-nucleotide messenger RNA. Its product is annotated as small ubiquitin-related modifier 2-like. Lineage: Eukaryota; Metazoa; Chordata; Mammalia; Primates; Cebidae. Gene Ontology annotation, biological process: protein sumoylation. The record is from RefSeq and is a predicted model, not a curated record. The transcript has a single exon. Gene Ontology annotation, cellular component: nucleus. Bases 438 to 932 code for a protein of 164 amino acids. Gene Ontology annotation, molecular function: protein tag activity; ubiquitin-like protein ligase binding.
GAGAGCAAAUGAAAUUAAAAAUACAGUUUAGGAAACAAUGGACAAUUAAAAACUGGUAAGUCUUCAAAAAUAUCACUCGUAUCCAGAAAGAUCCUGCUUAGUGUUAAGCUACUUGCUUCCAUUUUGGAAAAAAUUGGUUUUAAAAAUUACAAAUCCAAAAUUUGAUCCACAAAACUUUUACAAUACUUAAAAAAAAAAAACCACUGAAAUUAAAGCUAUAGGAAGGAAAACACAGAGAUAUGCCUACUUACUUUCAGGUUUUUUAAAAGAACUCUGGUGAAAAAUUCAUUCAUUUAUUUUUCAACAUGAGAAUAAUGUACUUUAAACAAUGGGUAAAUGAAAAGACUAAGUCAUUAGCAAAGUCUUCUUCAUCUUUGGUUACGUAAAAUGAAAAUAUUCUAAUCGCCCUUCUUUGCUGCUGUAUUCUGUAACAGAAUAUGUGGCUCUCUCUCAUCCACCACUGCCACCUCCUCCUUCUGCUGCUCCUGGUACAGACAUGGUACCUUUUUUAUGAAGUGGAAGCUGAGGAGACUCAGGCAGUCACCAUGGACAACAAAAAGCCGAAGGAAGAAGUCAAAACUGAGAACAACAAUCGUAUUAAUUUGAAGGUGGCAGGGCAGGAUGGUUCUGUGGUGCAGUUUAAGAUUAGGAGGCAUACACCACUUGGUAAACUAAUGAAAGACCACUGUGAACGACAGGGAUUGUCAGGGAGGCAGAUGAGAUUCCAAUUCGAUGGGCAAUCAAUCAAUGAAACAGACACACCUGCACAUUUGGAAAUGGAGGAUGAAGAUACAAUGGAUGUAUUCCAGCAUCAGACAGAAAGUGUCUACCAAAAAGGGAACCUAUUUCUUUACUCCAGAAUUCUGUUCUUAUGGACCAAGAUUACAUUCUUAAUCAGAAAACGGCAAUUUGAUUCCACCACAUUCUGCUGACUAUAGUUUUCUCUAUUCUUUCACUUCCUCCUUCCCCAUUCCUUUACUAUACAUAAAGUAAUGGGAUAGUUUCACAAGCAUAUUGCAUUUUUUUAAACUAAACAGCCAAUAGGUACAUUCUGAUUGACAUCAGGUAGAGGUGAGAUGGGGAAAAAUACUGAUUCUGUGAAAAUACCCUUUCUCCAUUAGGGGCAUGUUCACUCAGCUAUCUUUACAUUUCAGGAAGUUAUUUUGCUCUGUUUUAACAACAAAAACAACAAAACAUAAAAAUCCCUGUGUAUCUUGUUCAAUUGGAGAAUUUUAAUGUUUUCAAUUUAUCAAUGCAAAACCAAGGACAAUUUUAUAACUUUUGUGUAGCUGUUACAUGUAGGGCAAUCUGUCUUUAAGCAGAUAUAAAAAUUACUCUUAAAAAAAAAAAAAAAGAAUCCUAGAUAGUGUUCCUUUCAAGUCAAGCAUCUUGAUGUUUAAAUAACCUUCUUGUUAAAAAAAAAAAUAGGGCUGGGUGCAGUGGCUUGGCACUUUUGGGAGGCUGAGGGGGGUGGAUCACUUGAGGUCAGGAGUUCAAGACCAGCCAACAUG